AUGACUUGCUCACAUUGUGGAGAGAACAGAAUCGAAUAUGAUACCGCUGCUGGCCAUGCUUUUUGCCCAAAAUGUGGUUUUGUUGUCGAAGAGAGUAAGAUCGUAUCCGAAGUUACUUUUGGAGAGAGCGCGUCAGGCGCUGCGAUUUUACAAGGAUCUUACGUUGGAGCUGACCAAAAUAUUGAAUUUUGUGCUGAUAUUGAAAUAUCAGGAAGGGCGAGAUCCGCUGGUCCUUAUCGUCGACAUUCAAGCUUGGACUCAAGAGAACAAACCAUUGCAAAUGGGCGACGGCAAAUCCAAGCUUUAGCUACUGCGCUGAGACUUUCUGAUCACCUGAUGGAAGCUGCGCAAAGAUAUUUUAACCUCGCGAUUACCAAUAAUUUCAUCCAGGGUCGUAAGACCCAACUUGUCGUCGCUGCUUGUCUCUACAUUGUAUGUCGUACAGAGAAGACCAGCCAUAUGUUGAUCGACUUCUCGGAUAUUUUACAAGUGAAUGUUUUCACAUUGGGAUCUACAUUUUUGAAAUUGGUACGAACGCUUCACCUUGUUCUUCCAUUGGUUGAUCCAUCAUUAUACAUCUCAAGAUUCGCAUCCUUGUUGGAAUUUGGGGAAGAAACUCCAAAAGUAGCUUCAGAUGCAAUGCGCCUUGUGCAGCGAAUGGACCGUGAUUGGAUGCAAACAGGCAGAAGGCCUGCUGGUAUAUGCGGAGCAUGUGAGUACGAAUUCGGUAUUUGGGGCUUCGUCAAUAUAAACAAACCACAUGACAUAAGUUUAUUGAUUUCUGCUCGGAUGAACAACUUUCAGAGAAGUAUCAAGGAAGUCAUUGCUGUCGUGAAGACGGCAGAUGUGACCAUUAAAAGAAGACUUGAAGAAUUCAAAGUUACCCCCACGGGUAAACUUUCUGUUCAAGACUUCAGGAAUAUAUGGCUUGAACCACAAUGUGAUCCUCCCUCAUUCACGCGGGCAUUAAAGACGGCAAAAUUACCCAAAGACAAUCGACAAGUAGCUGAUUCGACAUUAAGAGAUGUGGAUGAGAAUGAAGAAGUAACAGCUGGAUCUUCAAGUGGUGACACCGGUUCAAAAAGAAAGAGAGAUCUCACCGAUUUUGAUGGAGACGAAAUUCAGUUACAAACCGAAUUUAUACAGGAAAUUUUCGACCUUGACGGGAACAGCUCUCAAAAUAUUCCAACGUCUCAAAAUGAUGAGAUGGUAGGGAAAAAAAGAAAGAGAGAUCUUACCGAUGUUGACGAAGAAGGUCCUCCAGCACGUACUGAUAAAGGAAAAAGGCCGAUGCAUGACUUGGAGGAAGAAACAGAUCGCGCGUUAGAAGAUGAAGUGAACUCCUUCCUAGGUGAUAAGUACUUGAAGAAGGUUAGCACCGACUUGGAAGAGUUGGGAUCUGAUCUUGAUGAAGACGAAGAAGUUAGAAACGCCAUCUUGACCGAAGACGAAGUCAUACUUAAAACACAGGUCUGGAUGGAGCUAAAUGGGGAGUUUUUGAUGGAAAUGGAGGGUGAAAAAAGGAAGCAGCAAGAGAUCGAUAGGCAAAAUGGGAUUGGGGUUCGUAGGCAUAAACGACCAAGAAAAAGCAGAAAUAAUGAUCCUACCGUUUCUAGCACGCCAGCAGAAGCAGCAAGGAAGCUCUUUGAAGAGAGAAAUCUCUCAAAGAAAAUUAACUUUAAGGUAUUGGAUAAUCUUUUGGAAAAUUUAACAGAAAGUAUCCCUACUUCUCCAACAUCAUGGCGGGAUUAUGAUCCUACAAGCAUAAGUGGCUCAGGGAUCUCACGCGGCAUAAAUUCAGAAAGAAAUAGAUCACCUGAAGAGGAAGAUUAUGGAUGGAAUCGUCGAACUUUGAAGCUUAGCAACAAUAAAGAUAUGCAAUAUGGAAAUAGUGCCGCAACUACUCCAGGGUUAACUGAAGAUGGUGAAGAUUAUGUUGAAAACGAUAAUAAUGAAUACGAAUACGGAGGGGAUCCAUAUGAUGAGUUUAAUGAAGAUGUUUACUGA
Messenger RNA from Funneliformis geosporum, 2007 nucleotides. The record is from the annotation of a GenBank genome assembly. Lineage: Eukaryota; Fungi; Glomeromycota; Glomeromycetes; Glomerales; Glomeraceae.